Molecule: messenger RNA, 1602 nt
Organism: Lachancea mirantina
Lineage: Eukaryota; Fungi; Ascomycota; Saccharomycetes; Saccharomycetales; Saccharomycetaceae
Source: the annotation of a GenBank genome assembly
AUGAAUGAGAGGUUUAGCUUUUGCCAGCAGGAACCCAGCAAGUUGGGCAAAGAUUGGAAAUGCUUGUACAAAACAUUGGGUGUUUUAGAGUUCGAAAAAGAGCAUUUCGAGACCGCGAUGGAAAAUGUCAUACGGCAGCCGAAUAUCAACUCGACGGUGAUUCUGAGGGCGGAUGUGCUUCGGGAGUGGGAGUUUGAUGUCAGUAGCGGAAUCCAGGUUAGUUAUAAGGAGAAAAUGUGCGAGAUUGGUGACCCAGAAGCGCAAACGGUGAACGUAGACGACGUCGAGCUCCGAUCCGUUGACCUCAGUGCGGAACUUUCGCUUGGCGUAAAACGUGCCAUCGUGCGCCAAAUCGUACCUCGCAACCCUUACAAGGAUUCCAUUAUCAACCAGACCUGUUUGAUCCUCGAGCCUACCGAGCAAAGCGCCGAUACGUCGCUGAUCGUAUACACACCGCAUUUCGAGAACAAAGAAGACUGCCCUUUCUACAUCCCGCAAGUGCGUGCCGUGGGCAUUUUGCUCGCGGACAGGGAACUUUCUGUUCACUACAUGCCGUUUUCGGAGUCAGACACUGUCUGGUUUGGCGAUGAAUCGCAGCGCGUCGUUCGAACGGCGCUGCGACUGCUCCAGACCGCGAAAAAGCAUUCUAGCGGUGUCAAAGAUGGAUACCGAAAGCGUGUGAAUCACGAUAUGGUGGUCGACAAAGUGCUGUUCCAGAAUCGUUACAUUACUUUGAAAAAACAGUACUCCCGCUUUUUGGUCGAUAAUUGGGCCGAAAGUACUGACCCCAAGAAGCACGUUUUUGAAGACAUUGCCAUUGCUGCGUUUCUCAUCGAGCUGUGGAACAAACUGUAUGGUGAGGAUUUCAAGAAUAAGAUGCAGUUUCGAGAUUUAGGAUGUGGGAACGGAGUCCUGUGCUAUCUACUGAUACAGGAAGGCAUCGAGGGGAUCGGCAUUGACGCGAGACACAGGAAGUCCUGGAAAAUAUACCCUGCUGAAGUACAAAACUGUCUUAAAGAACAAGUCAUUAUUCCUUCAGUUUUGUUACGACCGCACCCUGAAGUGAAAAAGAGAGCUUCUCAUCUGGAGCACAACGGAAGCUUUUUCCCUAUCAAAGUCCGUGACCGGAUUGCACCGGCAACCGUGAUAUAUUCAAGCGAAGACUUGCUAAACUCCCCCAAUGUUAACACAGCUGAAUUCCCCAAAAACACCUUUAUUAUCGGAAACCAUUCCGACGAGCUGACUUGCUGGAUUCCGCUUUUAGGAUAUCCAUUUGUGGUAAUCCCUUGUUGUUCCCAUAAUUUCUCUGGUCAGCGAGUCCGCUACCCUGUCAAGAAAACCGACAUUAAGAACAGCAAUAGCACUUACGCGGGACUUGUAGAUCGCGUCGAGUUCAUAGCCGAUCGAGUCGGCUGGAAGCACGAGAAAGAAAUGCUAAGAAUUCCAAGUACAAGGAACGCGGCUAUCAUUGGGCCCGAAAAUCCGAAUUUGGAGAAGUGGCCGACUCAAGACGUCUACGACACUAUUCUUGAAGGUGGAGGUGCAGAUGGUUGGGUUGAAAACACAAUGGCAUUGACUGUACGGUCUCCUAGAGCUCAUUGA